AUGCCCUCCUCAAGCCCGGUUCGCGGGCUGCUGUUCGUGACCAUGCAGCCCAAGGAGACAUUAUCGCUCGACCUCUUCCACGACUGGUACAACAACGAACAUGGACCCAAUCGAACCCGGCUGCCCUUUAUGCCGAAUGGGUUUCGAUAUCGAGCGACAGACUUGCCAGGAACCAAUGCCGGCACUCGCGCCGACCCCGAGUUCCUGGCCAUCUACGACGCCACGGAUAUGCACCAAUUCACCGAACAACCCUACCAGUAUCUGCGAGCACCGCCGGGCAAAACGCAACGAGAAAUCAACGUCAUGGCCCAGAUCUGGGUGGAUCGGUUGACGCUGGAUUUUGUCGGCGAGCGGAUCAACGACAAGACUUUCGUCAAACUCGAAUCGCCGGAACAUUUCAAGGAGAACGAACAAGGGAAUGUCCUGACCACACUCCGAUUGCUGCUCACUCCGGAACAAGUGGCCACAGUUGAGGACUGGAUCCGGAACACCGUGCUCCCGAAAGUGCAAGAGAUCCCAGGCUGGAGGAGAACGUCGUGGUACAAGACGUCGUACCUCGAGCCACGGGAAGAUGGGAAGGUCGAUUUCGUCCUGAUUAACGAGUACACGCCGUCUACCGACCCCAAGGCAUUGCCCCCGAUAUUGGAAGCGCUGCCCGUGGAUAUCUCGGAGCGCAAAGCACGCACUUAUGAACUCUUCUACACCUUUGGAACGGCAGCACGGCACCUGGCCAUCGUGGCACCGUGGACGUCGCCUGACGGAGUCACCAAGACGCUACCAAACGUCUCGCCCUACGGCUCGGCGAUCGAGUCGACCGUCACGACACGCGACGGCGCAGUCCUGCCCUUCCGCCUCGAAGGCAGCUCCGACCCCAACGCCCCGGUCCUGGUGCUGGUCAACUCGGUCCUAACCACGUGGGGCAUCUGGGACGGCUUCCUCGCGCACUUUUUCUCACGCCCGCAGAACGAAAAAUACCGCGUCCUGCGGUAUCUGGCCCGCGGGAGAGCCAUCCCCAGCGGCACAAUUAGCCCAGUGACCGUGGAUGUACAAGCCUCCGACGUCAUUCAGCUGCUAGACGCCCUGCGUGUGCCUCAAGCAACGGGCCUCGUGGGCGUGUCGAUGGGCGGCGUCACUGCACUGGCGACAGCACUUCAAUACCCGGCGCGCAUCCAGGCCUUCGUGGCGUGCGAUACGUCCGCCAAAUCGCCCGCGGGCAACAAAGACACGUGGGGCCAGCGCAUCGCCGUGGCCGAGAAGGAGGGCACCACUUUGCGCCUGGCGUCCUUGUUCGGCGACGAGUCCGAGUCCCCGGACACGACUCCGCAAAACGUCGUGGGCGAAGAGCUCGCCGAGAUGACGGUGCGGCGGUGGUUCGUUUCGGAGUCGUACGACAAUCCCCAGCUCGUCCCCGAAAUCGCUCGCGUCAAGCGCAUGGUCUACACCAACUCGCUGCCCGAGUUCCGGCGGGGCGUCGAGACUCUGUUCAACUACGACUAUACGGGUCUUCUGCCUGGGUACAAGGGCCGAGGCGCCUUCCUGGUGGGUGCUGGGGACGGCGUGCUGCCAAAGGGCAUGGAGAAACUGUCGAAAGAGCUGGGCUCGGCAGAAGGGAAGACGGCCGCUUUCAAACUCGUCGAGGGCGCAGGGCAUCUACCCAUGGUCGAGAAACCCAGGGAGGUGGCUGAGUUUGUGGGAGACUUUUUGAGCGCCGAAUAA
Cladophialophora yegresii CBS 114405 is the source of this 1716-nucleotide messenger RNA. RefSeq lists its product as uncharacterized. The coding region runs from base 1 to 1716 and encodes 571 amino acids. NCBI's taxonomy places the organism in Eukaryota, Fungi, Ascomycota, Eurotiomycetes, Chaetothyriales, Herpotrichiellaceae. The record is from RefSeq and is a predicted model, not a curated record. The transcript has a single exon.